Messenger RNA from Telopea speciosissima, 1419 nucleotides. RefSeq names its product transcription initiation factor IIA subunit 1-like. Lineage: Eukaryota; Viridiplantae; Streptophyta; Magnoliopsida; Proteales; Proteaceae. The record is from RefSeq and is a predicted model, not a curated record. Gene Ontology annotation, cellular component: transcription factor TFIIA complex. Gene Ontology annotation, biological process: transcription by RNA polymerase II; transcription initiation at RNA polymerase II promoter. Bases 174 to 1283 code for a protein of 369 amino acids. The transcript has 10 exons.
CUCUCACGCACCGCAUAACCUACCUUCGUUCUCCUUCUCUCGCCGCCUCUCUCUCUGUCUCUCCCUCUCCAGCGAACCCUAGAAUUCUCGUUUGAAUCGUCAAGAAACCCUAAUCAAUAAUGCGAUAUUGGAAUAUCUUAGCUUGACGGAAAAAAGGAUCCCGAUUUCAUGUAAUGGCGACUAGCGUGUCUGCGGUUUAUCUCCACGUCGUUGAUGUUGUUUUUAGUAAGCUGCGCGAAGAGUUCAUCAAUGAAGCUGUCGAGGAUUCUGUUCUCACCGAUCUUAAAGGGUUGUGGGAGUUAAAAAUGAUGCAAUGUGGAGUUAUACAAGGUCCUAUAGAAAGAAAUUCAGCUUCCAGGGGACCUAGUGUUCCAACCCCGGUGCACGAUCUGAAUGUACCAUAUGAAGGGCCAGACGAGUAUAAAACUCCAACUGCUGAGAUGCUCUUUCCAUCGACUCCUUUACAGACACCCAUACAGACGCCUUUGCCUGUAGAAUCUGGUGGAGAUCAAUACAUAAAAUUGCCACUAAUUUGUGGAAUGCAUGUAUUGAAUUCAAUUUGGAUUGUCUGUGGUUUUCAUCUGUUGAAUCAAAUCUUUACAGCAUAUGAGGAAGCAAGGGAGGAGGAUGGAGGAGGAAUAUCUCAACCACAGCCUCCCAUGAAGGUUGUUCCUGUAUUGGAUUUUUUCAUGAUGACUUCUGGUAAACGGAAACGAGAGGAGUACCUUCCACAUUUCCUUCCAAAUGGAUAUAUUCCUCAGCAAGAUGGAUCAGGAGAUGUCUCUUUGGAUUAUUCUUCCCAAGAAAUGGUUACUGUGCCAAAGAACUCAGCAAAUGAACCUCAUUCCGAGACCCCUUAUAACAGAUUAAACAUUCAAGAAAGAAGGAAUGCCGAUGCUAUAAUUGCUUCAAUAAUUGAAAUGAAGCAGGCUUCUGCAUCCAUUCCACAGUGUGAUGGUUAUGAUGAUGUCUAUGAUCAUGGUGUCUGCACUGAAGACUACAAUACACCAUCAUUCUAUGUGGGAACACCGAAGCCAACAAAAACUGAAGCAUUAGAAGAUGAUGAACCUCCUCUAAAUGAAGAUGAUGAUGAUGACGAUGAUGAAUUGGAUGAUCUGGGUCAAGGAGAUGAAGAGUCCAGUAUAAACCAUCUGGUGUUGGCUCAAUUUGAAAAGGUAAGUAGAACAAAGAGCAGAUGGAAAUGUAUUCUCAAGGACGGCAUUAUGCGACUGAACAAUAAGGACAUCCUGUUCUCGAAGGCCAAUGGAGAAUUUGAUUUCUAAGGCUGCUAAGGACAAUUAUGCGGCGACAGUAUGAUGGCUGAAAUUUUUUAUUUUUUUUUCCUGUCACCUGUAUCUCUUGUGAACUCUCGAGUCUCUUGUAUACAAAAAUAUAGUAAAGAGAGUAAAGCAAAAAAAA